Molecule: messenger RNA, 900 nt
Organism: Beta vulgaris subsp. vulgaris (sugar beet)
Lineage: Eukaryota; Viridiplantae; Streptophyta; Magnoliopsida; Caryophyllales; Amaranthaceae
Exons: 2
Coding region: 1-900 (299 amino acids)
Molecular function (GO): zinc ion binding; nucleic acid binding
Source: RefSeq, a predicted model, not a curated record
AUGAGAGUAGACUCCGCAGCCUACCAUCUCACUGAAGAUGCUGAUAUCUGGUGGACCAACAACAAAGAUAAUUUUACCACCAAAGUCACAUACGAUGAGGAUGGUUUUGAGGAGGUGGAGACAAAGGAAUUUGGUUGGAAAGAGUUCAAGAAGGCGCUACGCGCUGAGUUCUUCCCACCUCAUAUGAGGAAAAGGAAGAGAUCUGAGUUUGAACAGCUGGAGCAAGGAGAUAUGUCUGUCCAAGACUUUUAUACUAAAUACCUUGAGUUGUCUCGUUUCGUGCCUGAAUUGGUCCCAAAUGAACAAGAAAGAGCUCAGAGGUUCGAGGAAAAACUUGAUCUUGAACUUCUUAGCAAUAUGGGAGCGGCCGACUUCACGACCUUGAACGAAGUUUAUACUCGUGCUAGCAAUGCCGAGAGAAUCAAGGAGAGAAGGAAAGCCGCAGAAAAGAUGAAAGCUCCUACAAAAGAAAGUACCCAACAAUGGGAUAAGGGUAAUAACUUUAGUCAAAACAAGAGCAGAAACUUUGAUAAUCGGGGUCCUAGGGGUAACUUCAAUAGAGGAGGUCAGAGUCAACAAGCCUCAAGGAGUGCUCAGAGUUCGUUUCAGCCCCGUAGCCAAGCCCAGAGCCAAUCUCAAUCCAAAACAACCCAGGACCUGAGGGAUUGUGAAGGCAAUAAGGUGACGUGUAAUUAUUGCAAGAAGGAGGGGCAUAGAGCUUAUGAGUGUUUCACUAACCCUGAUGCUAAGAUUGGCCGCAAUUAUGAGGUGUUGAGGACACCCACUGCUAGUACAGCUAGUAAUCGCCCAACUACUUCUGCAGCUACAAAUCGUAGCGCAGGAACGGCUAAUGCUGCUCAGGCUAAGAGAAGUUUGAGAAAAAGAACAGGGCAACCUUAA